GGUACACAUUAAUCAGAGUAAUAAAUUAACUUCAUGAAUGAACAGAGAGUAUUGAGUAGCGCCCUGCGUUCCCACAUCAUUGCCCAAUACAAUUAACAAUAGGAAACAAUAGUUAUACUGUUCCUUGUAUGUGUCGGCGGCUGAGCCCGCCAGUUUUAUUUUAGUCGCAAAUACACCUUUAAAGAAAUCACAUGUUUUACUGUUCCAACCUUCUGACGUACGUUUUGUGGACUUAACAGUAAUAUACCUGAACAUAACGUAUAUCAAUAUAAUUACGUACAUCGGGUAUAUAAUAUUAACGUACAUUGGUGACCCCGACGUGAUCAUUACGUAUACAGUGUAUGAAUACGCCCGACGUGAUAAUUAGGUAUACAGUGUAUAAAUACGUACAUUGGUGACGCCUGUUGAACAUUUUUUUUUUACGUUUUGGACAGUGCAUUGUGGAUAUGAAUCCUCAAGACGGACCCGCACCUAUUUACGCCGCGCCUAAUACGCCGGCGCCUUCUUUAGCGGCACCGCCCGCACAGGCGUCGACGGAGACGGAGACUUUGGCGAGUAUAAGUGUUUCGUCAAGGAUACCUGAUUUUUGGUCAGACCAACCGCGACUCUGGUUUGUCCAAUUUGAGGCCGUAGUAGAAUCGCAACGACUAGGAGAUGUAACAAAACAAAACUUAGUCGUUACCAAACUCAGCAAAUCUGCCAUACAACAAGUCAGCGACCUGCUGCUGUCACCACCACAAGAAAGACGAUAUCAGACAUUGAAGGACCGUCUGUUACAAGUGUUUGAAGAGUCUGAGACGCGGCAAUUUCAAAAGCUUUUGGGGGAAAUGGAACUGGGCACCCAAAAGCCAUCGCAACUUCUCCGUCGGAUGAGAGACUUGGCUAGAAACAAACUACCAGACUCCACGCUACAAAUAAUGUGGACCAGACACUUGCCGUCGGCAGUUCAGGCUGUUCUUGCUGUCACCGAGGUCAAGGACUUGGAGAGCUUGGCAACGGUGGCGGACAAGGUUAUGGAGGCAACCAGGCCAGAAUAUACAGAAAUAGCCGAAAUGAAAACCUCCACGCCGGGAAGCAUUCACGAAUUAUCGGAAAUGAUUAACCGACUGCAAGUGGAAGUCGCUGAGUUACGCCGGUCCAGAACACCUCAACGACAGGAGUGCUCAACUGCGCGAGGGAGAACAAGCCGAUCGGGUCAGCGCGACGUGAGUAUGUCCCGAAAAAAACCAAAUUGGUUAUGUUUUUAUCAUCACCGUUACCGUGCUAAGGCUGUGAAGUGCGUCGAGCCUUGCAAUUGGAAGGGGGCUAAACCGACAUCUACGCAGGGAAACUAGACGCGAUACAGCCGGUGGCGGGGGCAAGUAUCGAAUCGCAUAAUAACCGCCUUUGUGUUUUCGACCGAAAUAGCAGACUAAAGUUUUUAAUUGAUACGGGUGCCAACGUAUCUGUGAUUCCUGCAGUUAAAAAGUGUGUGUCUUCGCUUUCAGAUGAUUGUAAUUAUAAGUUAUAUGCUGCAAAUGGUACUGAAAUUAAGACAUAUGGUAUGCGUACUCUUGUUUUAAAUUUAAAUCUAAGGAGAGCAUUUAGAUGGACUUUCAUUAUAGCGGACGUAAAGCAGCCAAUUAUUGGGGCAGACUUUUUAAGCCAUUUCAAACUGUUAGUUGAUUUACACGCGCGAAAAUUAAGGGACCAAGUCACCAAUCUAAAUGUUCUCGCUUCGAUUAUUUCACAGGAAAGUAACGAUGAGUCAUCUAUUAAGACCGUGGAUAAUACUAACAAAUGGCAUGAAUUAUUAUUAAAUUAUCCAGAUUUAACCAAACCUGUAUCGUAUAAAGAGACGCCUAAACACUCAGUAUGUCACUAUGUAGAGACAUCCGGUCCCCCGGUCUAUACGAAGGCUAGGCCUCUACCUCCGGAUAGGUACAAACGGGUCAAGGAUGAAUUUAAACAUAUGGUAGAAUUAGGGAUAUGUAGGCCGUCCAAAAGCGCAUGGGCAAGUCCACUUCAUGUAGUAGCCAAAAAGAACGGAGAUUUACGUCCUUGCGGUGACUACCGUAGGUUGAAUGCCGUGACGAAGCCAGACCGCUACCCCAUACCCCGAUUGCAAGAUUUUAAAUAUGUAUUAGCAGGUAAGAAAACUAUUUUUUCUCGCCUAGAUUUAAAUAGAGCAUAUCAUUUUAUUCCUGUAAAUGAUGACGACAUUGAGAAGACAGCGAUCAUAACACCCUUUGGACUGUUUGAAUUUACGCGCAUGACCUUUGGGUUACGUAACGCAGGUCAAACAUUUCAACGAUUUAUGGAUAGCGUUGUAUUACAAGGUCUAGAUUUUUUAUUUGUGUAUCUCGAUGACGUAAUAAUAGCUAGCGAAAAUGAGGUCCUGCACAAACAGCAUUUAGACACAGUUUUUAAACGGUUUAAUGAUUAUGGCGUUACUUUAAAUGUUUCGAAGUGUGACUUUGGGAAAUCAAAGUUAGAAUUUUUAGGAUAUGAAGUGUCGUCGGAGGGAGUACGUCCCCUGGACUAUAAAGUACAGGCGAUUGUUGAUUAUCCGAAGCCCGAGAAUGUCGAACAGUUACGUCGAUUCUUAGGGAUGUUGAAUUUUUAUCGCACUCAUAUUCCUAGAGCCGCUGAAUAUCAAUCCGAGCUCAAUAUUUAUUUACACAACGCCAAAAAGAAAGACCGUACUAUUAUAGCAUGGAACGACAAAGCCAACGAGGCAUUUAAGAAGUGUAAGGAGAGCUUACAAAGCGCCGCUACACUUCAUUACCCGUUACCCGAUGCGGAGUUAUCGCUUAUGACCGACGCUUCAAACACAUGCGUCGGCGCGGUUUUACAGCAAAAGGUAAACAACGUGUGGCAACCACUUGGCUAUUUUUCAAAGAAGUUGUCUCAGACUGAAAUAAAAUAUUCAACUUAUGAUAGGGAAUUGUUAGCUGUUUACAUGGCCAUCAAAUAUUUUAAGAAUUUGUUGGAAGGUCGCGUCCUAACAAUUUUUACUGACCAUAAACCACUAGUAUAUGCGUUUUCUAAACUCAAUAAUAAUGAUAAGGAAAGUCCGAGACGAGUUAGACAUCUUUCAUAUAUUAGCGAGUUUACUACCGAUAUUCGCUAUAUUAGCGGACCGAAUAACGUAGUGGCAGACGCAUUAUCACGUAUAGAGACAGUAGAUUGUCCCACAGUACUUCAUUACUCAGAAAUUGCAAAAGAACAAGCUAACGACGAAUACCUACAGAAAGCGUUAAAAGUUUCGGAUAGUAACUUGCAGUUUAAGCAGUUUCAUUUGCCUAGCUGUGAGGAACCUGUUUAUU
Messenger RNA from Ostrinia furnacalis (Asian corn borer), 3308 nucleotides. RefSeq lists its product as uncharacterized. The transcript has a single exon. The coding region runs from base 447 to 1334 and encodes 295 amino acids. The record is from RefSeq and is a predicted model, not a curated record. Lineage: Eukaryota; Metazoa; Arthropoda; Insecta; Lepidoptera; Crambidae.